Penicillium roqueforti is the source of this 2271-nucleotide messenger RNA. RefSeq lists its product as uncharacterized. Gene Ontology annotation, molecular function: DNA binding; myosin binding; DNA polymerase processivity factor activity. The record is from RefSeq and is a predicted model, not a curated record. Gene Ontology annotation, cellular component: PCNA complex. The coding region runs from base 1 to 2271 and encodes 756 amino acids. Lineage: Eukaryota; Fungi; Ascomycota; Eurotiomycetes; Eurotiales; Aspergillaceae. The transcript has 10 exons. Gene Ontology annotation, biological process: regulation of DNA replication; leading strand elongation; translesion synthesis.
AUGGAAUCAAUCGUGUAUGAGAACUCGCCUUUGGCCGACUAUUUGGAAGGGGAGGGUGGAAACGAAGAAAGUUGGCCCGUGGAGGAGAAUCAGAGCGACGAUGAUCAUACCCGUUCCUCCGACUUCGCCCCUCGAGGGGCUUCCAAAUUUCAGGAUCGCGUUAGAAACAAGCUACCGAAGCCUCUCAAUCUACGAGGCACACCGCAGGGGGAACUCAUCGGGAAACUAUAUGGCUCUUGCUCAUCCGCCCUGAACGUCCGACUACCACGAAGCGAUAAUAAACGAUUUUUGGAACAAUUUGGCUACGUCAUUGUCGCAUCGCAACUGUUGAACGAACACAGCGCUCCUUCCUACACUUCUGCUGCAGAUGUCUUAUCUGCAAAACAACCUUCGGAUCUUCCGUCGCUAUCUACAACUUUUGGGGUUCAAGGCGCCAUUGUCACAGCUGCCACAUCAUUUUCUAUCGCUUGGUUGCUACAUUGGAGCCGUUCGAGGACUGGGUCGGGAUUCAGUCUCAAGAAAGUUGGAGUGCUAUUGAUACUUGUGCCCGCUGUCGGUGUCUUUUUCUAUGCUUUCGCAAAACGGCAAUGGUUGAAAUAUCUCCGGCACCAGGCUGUUGAGGCAGCUGGCGCUUUCAUUGGAAACGCCCAGGGGUUUGAUUCUGCUGCGUCGGCUUCUGUGGUUUUUAUCCAGGAGGUUGAGCUUGUGUCAAGAGGCUAUCGGAUAAGCACUCCUCUACCGCCCAUCAGUCGGCUGGAAGAUCUAGUACAAACGCGACGAUGCUUGAGAUUGCGCCGAGCGGUUUCCGAAUGCUUCUACUCCAUGCUCGAGCGAUAUAUUCAAUCCCAAAACACCUUACGCCCACUUACCGAUGAGGGCGAUCUUGCGAAGUAUUACGACAUUUAUGACAUUGGACUGGAAGAACUCGAAGCGGUUGAGGCGUCCCUGUCGCAGCGAACUAACGAAGACCAGUAUUCAUUGCGCUCUCUAAGGGAUCUAUUUGGAAAACUGUACAGUGUGAGAAAAAGCGUUCUGUGCUGCUUGCUAGCCCUUAGCGCCGAUGGGGGUGGCUCCGAUAUUACACGGUGGAGUUCAGCUGUCGAGGAAAUGCGUGAGCUAGCUGCGGCCACCGGCAACAGCAUGCUGAAAAUGACAGCAAUCUUAAAUGAGGAGGACCGUGAUAUCAUUCCUCCAUCUCCAUUACCUUCCGCCUCACCAAGCAAGGAUCACCUGCGUGCUCAAUUUCGACGGCUCACCUCUUUGUCACAAGGGGUCCGUGCCUUGCAUGCUAAAAUGCACAUUGCCAGCGAGGAGUCACAUGCCAAUCUAGAACGCGCAGAUCCUGAGUUCGAAGCAACCCUCCUCUCACAAUAUGAUUCGGUUGGAAAUGAUCUUAGGGCUCUUCUUCACGAAUGGGAAACUGAAGCCACACUCUUUCCUCUUCUAUUUCCCUACGACUCAGUUAAAAAAAAAUCCCCACACAAAACGAUCAAGAUGUUGGAAGCACGAUUGGAACAGGCAAGCCUUCUGAAGCGCGUCGUCGACGCCAUUAAGGAUCUUGUCCAGGACUGCAACUUCGAUUGCAAUGACUCCGGAAUCGCCCUCCAGGCCAUGGACAACUCGCACGUUGCUCUAGUUUCCAUGCUACUCCGUGCCGAGGGCUUCUCUCCCUACCGCUGCGAUCGUAACAUCGCCCUCGGUAUCAACUUGCUCUCCCUGACCAAGGUCCUCCGCGCCGCCCAGAAUGAAGACAUCCUGACCCUCAAGGCUGAGGACUCGCCCGAUUCCGUCAACUUGAUGUUCGAGAGUCCAGACACAGACCGACUGACCGAGUAUGACAUCAAACUCAUGGAUAUUGACCAGGAGCAUCUGGCCAUCCCUGAGACUGAGUACUCCGCCAGCGUGGAGAUGCCUUCUGCUGAGUUCCAGCGCAUCUGCAGAGAUCUCAACGCGAUGUCCGAGUCAGUCGUGAUCGAGGCCAGCAAGGAGGGUGUCAAGUUCUCCUGCCAGGGUGAUAUCGGUAAUGGAUCCGUCACCAUCCGCCAACACACCAACGUCGACAAGCCAGAGCAGAACGUCGUCAUUAACCUCUCCGAACCCGUCGCCCUGACCUUCUCCCUCAAGUACCUCGUCAACUUCUGCAAGGCUUCCAACCUGUCUUCAUCUGUCGUGCUGCACCUCUCUGAUGAAGUGCCUCUGCUUGUGGAGUACGGUCUGGGAAGUGGCCACCUGCGAUUCUACCUCGCUCCUAAGAUCGGCGACGAAGACUAA